GAGACAUCCAGUAGCAGCUUGGUUGGCUUGGUCAAAGUUCAAUACCUAGCAUAUCCGGCACAAGCAUGCCGCCGGUGACCAGGCUUCUCUUAGCCGCCUUGGCCUUCUUUUCAAGUCCCAGCGCGGGCUCUGGUGAUGUCACCAGCCGCACCGAGCGCUCCGAGCUCGGAUCGUGCCGUUGCGACUGGUGGUUGAGUAGUCAUGCGACACCCAGGUAACAACUGGGCCGUCCUGGUGGAAACCUCGAAGUAUUGGUACAACUACCGACAUGCUGCCAACACGCUGUCCUUCUACCACACGGUGAAGCGUUUGGGAAUUCCGGACUCCCAGAUCAUUCUGAUGAUGGCAGAGGACGUGCCAUGCAACUCCCGAAACAGCAAGCCGGGCACUGUCUUCAACGAGAAGCAUCACAAGUUGAACCUCUAUGGCACCGAAGUGGAGGUGGACUACAGAGGAGAUGAAGUCUCGGUGGAGAACUUCUUAAGACUUCUUACAGGAAGACAUCCUCCAAGCACACCUCGCAAUAAGCGCUUGCUCACUGAUGCCUCCAGCAACAUCUUCAUUUUCAUCACCGGCCACUCCGGUGAAGAGUUCAUCAAGUUCCAGGAUUGGGAGGAGCUCACCUCCAAUGAUAUCGCAGAUGCUUUCAAGCAAAUGCAGCAGCAGCGUCGCUACAAGCAGAUCUUCUGGGUGAGCGACACCUGCCAAGCAGCUACGCUGCAGAAUCAGUUCUACUCCCCUGGGAUUUUGGCCAUUGGGAGCAGCGGAAAGAAGGAGAACAGCUACAGUCACCACAUUGACCAUGAGCUUGGGGUGGCGGUCAUCGAUCGCUUCACCUUCCAUGCGCUGGACAAGCUGGAGCGCUUGGCUCCCUCUUCACCUGAGACUGUGAAGUCUUUCACCACCUGGUUCAACCCGCAGUUGCUGAAGGCGCAUCCGGAGCUGCGUUCGGACCUCUUCGAGCGGAAUCCGGGGCAGACGCUCCUCACGGAGUUUUUAGCCUCCACUGGCAGGCCUCGAUUUCAGGGCGGGCUUCUACCAGUUGCUGCAGCGCGCAAGGACAUAGCUCUGGCGGACUUGAUGGCCUCGCGCAACACCACCUGUGCAGCUUGUGCAAGUUCACAGCCGGAAUUGCAGCCAUCGCACAGCUUCGAGGUUUCAUUCAGCGGCCAGCAGCUUUGGCAGCAGCUCAAGGCGAAGAUGCAGCUUGCAGUGGAUGCGACAUUCGACCAGAAAGAGGUCAAUCGAGGAUCAUUUCUACUUUGGAUGUUGGGCUUUGGCGCUCUUUGCCUCACCUCUGCUGUGGUCCUCUGACCAUUGCCGUGUCACUGGAGAAAAGCCAAACGCGAAGCGGCGCGAAGCGGACAGCGCU
Durusdinium trenchii is the source of this 1372-nucleotide messenger RNA. The record is from the annotation of a GenBank genome assembly. Lineage: Eukaryota; Dinophyceae; Suessiales; Symbiodiniaceae.